AUGUCCCUUGUUCCGCCUGGAGGCGCGGACUCUCCGAGUCCCCGGCGUGCUGUCAGCCCUUUACUGGAGAUGCGAAGACCACACUGCACGUUGGCCUGCGACUAUUGCGCGGCCAUCUUGGAGGAUAAGUUCAAACGCAGUUCUGAAACUAGAAACCGUGGCACUUCGCCAUUAUCAGCCUCCCCACGUCAAUCUCUUACUGGAGAACCACCUUGGACCCUGCCAGAUGACGAUCGUCCCGAUUUCUCAGCUUUGAAAGAAAAUAUACAUAAGAUCAACAAGGACUGUGAAACAUCAACACGUUUGGAUAUGUUGCUCACUCAAGUGGAGCAAUACGCCAACAAUCUCGAAGCACUGGUCGAAGAAAGGACUUCAGAUUACUUGGAGGAGAAACGAAAAUGCGAAGAGCUUCUUUAUCAGCUGCUACCCAAGUCUGUGGCAUCUCAACUGAUAAUGGGACAACCAGUUAUGGCUGAAACAUACGAUCAAGUUACAAUCUACUUUAGUGACAUCAUUGGCUUCACUCAGCUCUCCGCGGAAUCCACUCCUCUUGAAGUGGUGGAUUUAUUGAACGAUUUGUACACGAAUUUCGAUUCCAUCAUUGAAAAUUUUGAUGUUUACAAGGUAGAAACAAUAGGUGAUGCGUAUAUGGUGGUCUCGGGUCUUCCGAUGCGCAACGGUAACCGUCACGCUGCUGAGAUCGCUCGCAUGUCUCUGGCUCUCCUCGGAGCGGUGCGCGUGAAGACAGUUCCUCACAGACCAGGAGAACGGCUGCUCUUGAGAAUCGGGAUGCAUACUGGUCCAUGUGUGGCUGGUGUGGUUGGCUUAAAGAUGCCAAGAUAUUGCCUGUUCGGCGAUACGGUGAAUACUGCUUCAAGAAUGGAGUCACAUGGCGAAGCCCUACGAAUACACGUCAGUCCCAAAACCAAAGAAGUAUUGGAUUUAUAUGAUUGUUUCGAACUGGAAUGCAGAGGUCAGAUUACAAUGAAGGGUAAAGGCGAAAUGACAACAUACUGGCUAAUCGGUGAAAAAACACCACAAAACAAAUACGUAGCAACAGAAGAAGCUAAUUUACAAAACACCACCGUGACAAACCCAAGUAUCACAUUCCAGGGCCCAGAUAGUCCUGCCGCGCAUUCGCUCACCCAAAGUCACAGUCCAGAACAAAUGGACGUUAAGGAAACCAGCAAUCACCGACCGCUUGAGAUAAUGAACGAAAGAGAUCGUAUCAAACACGAAAUAGCGUCAUUCGUGGCCAAAGAUCUCAUAAACAAUAUAGACAAUGCUGUGAGAGAAUUCAGAAAAUCACAAAGCGCUAACUUCGCUAACUCAAUGACGAACACAAAGCUAUUGUGUAAUGGCAAUGAGAAAGGCCUAAUUACACCGACAUACGAUAAAGAAUUGGUCAUCAGCAAAGGCAAAGUACGCGAUGUCGUUAACAGAUUCAACAGUUGCAUUAUAACUACUAAUGAUAAUAAUCUAAAUAAAACACAAAAAAUAAAGGCGACGAACGCUGAAUAAUGAGUUUCUGAUUUAAAAUGAUAUCUCGCUCGGUCUAAAGUUUUUAAAGUUUUAGAUGUAUAUGUGAUUUUUUUUAUAUAUAUUUAAACAUGAAUUUCUAUUGAUGGAGUUGCCAGUGUAUUUAGUGCCAAGCACAAUAUAGGAAAGUAGUGGACAAACUACAUAUUUAUUUCAGAAUCUAGUUGCUAUUCUUAAGAAGUACAUUUAUUUAGAACAUUCAUAAAUUAAAAAUGAGCAUAGAACAGAUGUGGGUACGAGAAACCCACCACAAUCUUUGUAGGUAUACUUAAUUAAUAUUCUAGAUAUUACAGAUAUGUUAUGUUUUUAAUAGUUUUAGCAAAUUAUCGCAUAGGGCGAUGUUGAAAGAUGUAGUGAGAAUUUAACUAUAUAAUGGACUUCUUUAAAUGUUAAUAAUUAUACAUCCUCUAAAAAAAUUUUAGAAUUAGAAUCCUUAGUAUUUGUACCUAACUUUUGUACCUUGAAUACUUUUCUAGUCACCUUGUUUGAUGUUACCUCAUAUAUUCGUCUGUUUAUAAAUA
Bombyx mandarina (wild silkworm) is the source of this 2060-nucleotide messenger RNA. RefSeq names its product atrial natriuretic peptide receptor 2. The record is from RefSeq and is a predicted model, not a curated record. NCBI's taxonomy places the organism in Eukaryota, Metazoa, Arthropoda, Insecta, Lepidoptera, Bombycidae. Gene Ontology annotation, molecular function: adenylate cyclase activity; guanylate cyclase activity; peptide receptor activity. Gene Ontology annotation, biological process: cGMP biosynthetic process; intracellular signal transduction; receptor guanylyl cyclase signaling pathway. Gene Ontology annotation, cellular component: plasma membrane.